UAGAUCACUGCUCUUCAAAUCCAUGUGUACAUGGACACUGCACGAGUAACUCAAUGUCUUACAAUUGUAGCUGUACAAUCGGAUAUGUAGGGGCUCACUGUGAGAAAUUUUGCAAUCGAGACGUACUUGUCAGAAUCGACCAGUCUCUUUUGAACUAUAUAGAUGACCAGUCAACCGUACAAUUCUUACAAAACUUAGUUAAUAAAGUACAAAUAGGAUCUAAUGGUGUUUUAAUGGAGGUGUCCGUCUUUGCUGAAUCCAGGAUUUACUACCGAUGGGCACUUAGUUCGAACACCUAUAAAAGUGGAUUAUUGUCCGCCAUCGGAAACCUGCCCAAUCAACAGGUGAUGUAUUCGUCACUUCCGGACAUAUAUGCACCUGUUCAUAGUAUAUACACACAAAGAUACAGUGGGAAUGGUGACCGUUCUAACGUUCCGGAUGUACCGUUGAUUAUUACUGGACAGUUCCAAAAUAACUAUCAUAACGUCAAACACGAGUCGGAUGCAAUAAAUUCGUAUAUACCUUUAAUUACUAUUGGAGUGGGAAAUGCCAAUACGCAAGUUCUUAGAUCUAUUGCAAAGGACAGUGCCCAUGCUUUAAGCGUCAGAACUAUUUCCGACCUUGUUGACAGUGCUUUUGUUGACAAAGUUUUGAACCUUAUCUGUAAAUAAUAAAUGUAAAUUCAG
This is a messenger RNA of Ruditapes philippinarum (Manila clam), 686 nucleotides long. RefSeq lists its product as uncharacterized. The transcript is spliced from 3 exons. Lineage: Eukaryota; Metazoa; Mollusca; Bivalvia; Venerida; Veneridae. The record is from RefSeq and is a predicted model, not a curated record. The coding region runs from base 54 to 671 and encodes 205 amino acids.